Pocillopora verrucosa is the source of this 607-nucleotide messenger RNA. The record is from RefSeq and is a predicted model, not a curated record. Lineage: Eukaryota; Metazoa; Cnidaria; Anthozoa; Scleractinia; Pocilloporidae.
CUCACUGUCAUCAGCUGUGCAGACUGGCAACUUUGCCAUCAUCGAGGAUAUGUUGUCACGUGGCCUGGAUAUCAACACAAAAAAUAACGAUGGUAAAACGGCUUUAAUUUUAGCUGCUUCGACUGGCAAAAUAGAUGCCGUAAAUUACCUCUUGGACAAAGGAGCUGAUCCCUUUAUUGAAGGCCACUCUGGCAUUACUCCACUGCACGCCGCUUCACAGGGUGGUAAUGUCACCAUCAUCGAGGGACUAAUGUCACGUGGUCUAGAUGUCGAUUCAAAAGAUAGUGGAGGGAGUACACCGUUGAUGUUGGCUGCAGGUUUUGGCAAGAUUGAAGCUGUAAAUUAUCUUUUAGACAAUGGAGCCGAUCCUUCUAUUAGAAACCAGUUAGGAAUAAAUUCACUGCACGUCGCUUCACAGGGUGGUAAUGUCACCGUCAUCGAGAAACUAAUGUCACGUGGUCUAGAUGUCGAUUCAAAAGAUAGUGGAGGCAGUACACCGUUGAUGGUGUCUGCAGUUUGUGGCAAGAUUGAAGCUGUAAAUUAUCUUUUAGACAGAGGAGCCGAUCUCUGUAUUAGAGACCAACAAGGGAGCCGAUCCCUGUAUUAA